CGGGGCCGAUCUUGCACGCGCUAUAGCUAAGAUAGGCACAUGCACUCCAUUUCAGCUAUCAACUAAUACAGCCACACGCUAAAACUCAGCUGUCGACUGAUACACUCAUAUCCCCAAGUGCGGCUGAGCCUCAACCAGCGAAAAUAUAAAACUAAUCCAUAACCAUGUCCCCUUUCCCAGGUCGCGGCAGUCUUUCCGUGCAUCUCACGGUGCAUAUCCAUUCUUUUCCAUCUAACCCGUCACUCACUCAACCAUGAAGCCCACCCUCGUCGCAGCUCUCGGCUUCUAUGCCGCCGCUGCAUCGGCCUUGCCCAGCUUCCCCGGCCUGGGCAAGCGCAGUGGUUGCCCUGUGGCACCAGCCAGCGCCAUCACCCAGACCCUGACACAGACUAUCGUCCAAACCCGCACGGCCACCGUUACUGACAUCCGCACCACCACAUCAACAAUCCAUCUCCUCCCCGCCACGCAAACCAUCACCCUCUCCGCCGCCCCCACUGUUGUCACUAUCCCCGCUCAAUCCGUGUCCCAGGCCCAGUCUCAGUCCGGCCAGCAACAGCCUCUCACCGUGACUCUGUCUGGUGAGCCCCGCAUCAUCACCGUUCCGGCGGAGCAGCUGCCAGCUGUGACGUUGGCGGCGCCCGCGCAGAGCACCGUUACUAUCACUUUGGGCGGUGGCGCCGCGGCAGCGCCUGCAACCAUCACGAAAACGGUCACACUGGGUGCUCCUGUGACCCAGGGAUCGGAUGCUGCAGGUGCUGUUGCCGCCGUUUCGGCUCCGUCGGCGUCUGUCGUUGCCGGUGCUGCUGGCUCUGCCGCUCAGUCACUGAACGCUGGUGGCGUUGUCCCUCCCGCACAGUCUGUUGUCACAGUGCAGGGAUCUACUUCCGUUGUUACGGUUCCUGGCUCAACUGUCCUUACUACCGUCACGGUGCCCUACAGCACUACUACCAGCGCGGUGGUGGUUGCGCCGUCAGUUGUCACCAUCACUAGCGGUGCGGCGCCCUCUGUUGUUACAGUCCCAGGCUCUACGAUCGUGAAGACGGUGACGCUGUUCUCGACUGUGACGAGCACGCUUGAGGUUCCGGCGUCGAUUGUUACAGUUACUGCGUCUGCAUCCACUCUUGCUGUCGCUGGCUCGCCUUCGGCCGUCACUGUUUCCGGUUCCCCUUCGGCCAUCACCGUCCCUGGCUCUUCGUCUUUGACCACCAUUACCCUGCCUUCCACGACUCUUACGAGCACCGUUCAGAUUCCUGCUUCGGUCAUAACAAUCUCUGGUUCUCCUUCCAUUGUAACUGUCCCUGGCUCUACGUCUCUGACCACUAUUACGCUAGCCUCUACGACGCUGACGAGCACGUUGACCGCACCAGUUUCCGUCGUUACUAACUCCGGUUCUCCUUCCGUUGUUACCAUCUCUGGAUCUCCCUCCAUUGUCACUGUCCCUAGCUCUUCGACCUUGACUACCAUCACACUGCCUUCGACGACGCUUACCAGCACUGUCGAAGUCCCUGCUUCUACUAUCACUGUCUCUGGUACCGAGUUUACAACGGUGACAUUGGAUUCGUCUUCUACUCCAUCGGGAUCUUGUUCAACUGAGAGCACUACCGGGACGGACUCUGCUACUUCGACUGAUGUUUCCACCGAUGCGACCUCCACUCAGGUGUCUACAUUGACUGGAACUUCUUUGGCCGAGAUCGCUACUACGGCUACUUCUUCUACUGAUCCGGCCAUCUCGACCGGAACUUCGUCGGAGGGUACUACGUCCACUGCGGACCCGACUUCCUCAACUGAGACUUCAUCUGACGCUGCAACCUCUACUGAAGUGCCCACAACGACCGCGACUUCUUCCGCCGAGACUACUUCCACGGAGGCAUCUUCCACUGACGCUACUUCGACUGAGGCUACUACUACUGCUCCUUCCGGCCCUACUGGUACUCUCGUCGUAAACGGUGAUUUUGAGACCGGAGACGCGGACCCGUGGACCAUCACUUCUGAAAAUAGUGUCGUAUCAAAUAACUGCCAUGGCGGCAGUAACUGCCUCCAAAUGAUGGUCGACGCUCCACCCACUGCAUUUGUAAACAACCUUAUUCAAGUCAUCAACAUCACACCAGACUCGCAGUACAAGUUUAGCAUGUACAUCCAGAAUGUCGACUCCGAUCGCGUAAUGUGUUCGGUCCGGGCAGUUCUGCAGGGCAUUCGCACUCCUCUUAUCGAAUGGACUACUGUCACCGGAGGCGAUUAUAUGCACCUCACUUCAUCCGUUUUCAUGAACUUGUAUUCAUCGGAUAUUCUCAACAUUGCUGUUAAUUGUUGGACAUUUGUCGAUGACGGAAUAACCUCUGCAAAUGUCUGGGUGGACGACAUCAGCAUCACGCCCGUUACCGUCACUAGCACUGCCUCGGACGAGACUUCUACUGCUAUUACGGCUACUGGAGAUGCUUCCGCUACUGCGCCUACUUCGACUGACGCCUCCACCACUGACAUCGAUGCACCGGCUAGUUCAACUGACGUCUCGGCCACUGCCACCGACGCACAAACCACUUCGACUGGAGAUGUCACUUCUACUGAUGUCCCGCAAACCACUUCGGCUAGCGACUCUACUUCUACUGCCGCCGUCCAGACUACUUCGACAAGCUCUGUUUGCAUUUCUCCCACUAUCCCUGCUAGCCCCAUUGUCGUGAACGGUGGUUUCGAAGAUGGCACCUCUCCUUGGACACUUGACUACACAUACGACAACGGCCAGACCGCUGCUGUUGUCACUGCGUCACCAUAUAGCUUCGUUCACGACGACCUCCACUCAUUGGAAGUAGGCGUUAAGCUCUUGUUUAAUCAACCGACUGUUCCGGAGAUCGGUGACCUUACACAGGAUAUUACCCUUACCACUGGCGUACAGUACACAUUCAGCAUGUGGAUCCUUCGCGAGGGGACCGACACCUCUACAUGUAGUGCCUCGAUCUCGCUGUCAUCAGCAGGAACAGUUUUGGCUGAUACCGUUGUCGAUACCGCCGAGUGGAUUCAGAUCACAUCAGAGCCGUUCACUGCGACUGCGGACUCCGACACCCUUUCCCUCAACUUCGUUUGUCAUACUCUUGGCUACAGGGGUGGUAUGACUUCAGGCAAAUACUGGCUGGACAAUAUCGCCGUCACUCCAUUCGACAGCUGCGCUACCGCCGAGACGACCACAACUGAUGCUCCUACUACAACCGAUACCUCCGCUCUUGCGACAUACACUGAUUGAGUAAUGCGGACGAGCUCGUGGUUUGAUAAAUAGCUAGUGGAAAGAGUUAAUUUUAAUUGGUUGAUUGAAGUAACCACUGUCAGCACCACUGCAUCAGUCUCAAAUUGGAUGUAUUAUGAUUG
Aplosporella prunicola CBS 121167 is the source of this 3357-nucleotide messenger RNA. RefSeq lists its product as uncharacterized. The coding region runs from base 254 to 3235 and encodes 993 amino acids. The record is from RefSeq and is a predicted model, not a curated record. The transcript is spliced from 3 exons. NCBI's taxonomy places the organism in Eukaryota, Fungi, Ascomycota, Dothideomycetes, Botryosphaeriales, Aplosporellaceae.